AUGAAAUAUUGGCUACCGGCAGUACUUAUAUUUUCGGCUAAACAUCAAAAUCAGAGGAUAUACAUAUUUAAUGGUCUGGCCAGCCUUCCUACGAUAUGGCUGAAGGGAGUAACCGCAUUGUCGCGGACAAUAUCUCACAAGACAGGUAGUGAGGAGCACAACAAAAUAAAGUUUCGCUGUAUAUGGUGGAGUAUGCAAUGGAAGAACUUUAUCCAGCAAGAUAAUGGUGGGAAAAAAUACACAUGUGGCACCGUCCAAACGCGUGGACUUGGGCACAUCAAAAACCUUCACCGCCCCACUUAUAUAUUUGGUCCUUGCUGUGACCCAUACUAUAUAUAUCUAAACAUGGGCGCACACCUCAGUAGCCCACAGACUGAGAAGAAUUCAUCUUCUGGCGGCGACUUCAACAGUGACCUCACUCGUUUCGGCCAGACUGCUAUGCAGGGAUGGCGAGUGUCCAUGGAGGAUGCCCAUCUGGCUAUACCCAAUUUACCAAUUGAUCUUUGGGAGAUUAAGUCAAUAUCACUAUAUGGCGUUUUUGAUGGACACGGCGGGGCAUGUGUUAGCAACUGGAUUUCCGAUCAUUUCCCCAAGAUUUUCAAGUCACAAUUAGAUCUUUUGCAGCAUAAGUAUUCGAAUGGCCAACUGAAACUUAAGUCACAGGAAUCUAUAUCCCCACCGCAAGCACUCUUAGCUGAAGUUUUACAAUCUUCUUUUAUCCAGGUGGACGUGGAUUUGCUUAAACCCGAGGGGGAGGCGGAGUUGAGGGAAAUAAAUGAGAAGCUAAGAUCUUUGUCGGAGAAUGGCUUAAAGAGUGCAGAUAUAGAUUCAAAAAAUGGAUCAAAUCUUUUCAAAGUUUUUUUGCCGGAUGGCCUAAACAGACACCACACCUUACAAUUUUUGGAACAGCAUUUGGGCAGAUCAACUGCAGCAGCUUCUGACAGUACCCCCAAUACAUAUGGAGCUGAAGAAAGUAAUGAUUUAUAUGAGAGAUCCAGGACAAUAGACAGAGUCGGUACAGCUGGCGAUUCUUCAACUCAAGGGUUCUCAGAUCCUGACUACGAAGACUCAGAUCUUUCGGCGGAAGAUGAGUCUGCGGGCAUGGACGAGAUGCCAGAUGCUCAUUCUUCCCUGCCAUCAUCGUCCAUGCCUUCCGACUUUACAUAUUCUGACGACGGACUGGCGGCUGGUUGUGGUGCGGCCACGGUGGUAGCCGUUGUUGUAGGCGGUUCAAAUCCUUCUUUGAUCGUUGCGAAUGCUGGGGACUCGCGAGCAGUAUUGUCUAGAUCUGGGCGCGCUGUGCCCUUGACUCAUGAUCACAAACCUCAUCUACCAGAGGAAGCUCAGAGGAUAAAAUUGGCAGGGGGAGCGGUAACGAAUGGCAGGGUUGAUGGAAACCUCAACCUUAGUAGAUCAUUAGGGGAUUUAGCCUUCAAAAGGGACACUUGUUUACAACCACAUGAACAACGUAUAUCUGCUUUCCCCGAUGUAAGAGUGUGUCCCCUUAGCAGUCAAGAUGAGUUUGUGAUAAUUGCUUGUGAUGGUAUUUGGGAUUGCAAAACCAAUCAGGAGGCUGUCAACUUUGUACGGGACAAGAUAUCUGCUUGCGUCCCACUGUCUAGCAUAUGUGAGCAAUUGUGCGAUGCAUGUCUAUCAAGGAACCCGUCAGAAAACGAUGGUAUUGGAUGCGACAACAUGACUUGUGUUAUUGUGGAUUUGGCACCCGGAAUAAAAAAGGGAGAUCCGGGUACCACGGUACUCUACGGCUGGGAUUCGGACCCAUUUAUCAACCGUGAACUAUCCGAUCUCUCUGAUUGA
Messenger RNA from Babesia microti strain RI, 1818 nucleotides. RefSeq names its product protein phosphatase. The transcript has a single exon. The record is from RefSeq and is a predicted model, not a curated record. Bases 1 to 1818 code for a protein of 605 amino acids. Lineage: Eukaryota; Apicomplexa; Aconoidasida; Piroplasmida; Babesiidae. Gene Ontology annotation, molecular function: cation binding; protein serine/threonine phosphatase activity. Gene Ontology annotation, biological process: protein dephosphorylation.